GUACGUCCACACACACACUCAUACACAACAUAUAUUUGUCGGCUUCAUGUCCAAAUAUGUCCAUGAUCCAGCAAACAUUCAUCUAGAAUAUUCAAUCAUUAUAUUUCUCCAAAAGAAAAAAAAUAUAAUUAAUUGUCAAAUAUUAUAUAAACAAUUAAAAUGACAACAGUUGCGAGUGCCUUGGCCUUGGCCGGUUCUCGUCAAUCUGGUGCAUCAGUUCGUGCUCAAAAUGCAAAUGCUGUUUAUGCCAUGUCCAACAUUGUCAAGAGUUCACUUGGUCCAGUGGGUCUUGAUAAAAUGCUCAUUGAUGAUGUUGGUGAAGUAACAGUGACAAAUGAUGGAGCAACAAUUGUUGCAAGUCUUCAAAUUGAUCAUCCAGCAGCUCGUGUUGUUGCUGAACUUGCACAACUUCAAGAUGUCGAAGUUGGUGAUGGUACAACAUCUGUUGUUAUAAUUGCUGCUGAAUUAUUAAAAAAUGCUGAUGAAUUGGUACAACAACAUAUACAUCCAACAUCAGUUAUAAGUGGUUAUCGUUUAGCUUGUAAAGAAGCAUGUAAAUAUAUACAAGAAAAUUUGACAAUUGCUGUUGAAGAACUUGAUCGUGAUGCAAUUGUAAAUGUUGCUAAAACAUCAAUGUCAAGUAAAAUCAUUGGUGCUGAUUCAAGCUUUUUUGGCAAUAUGGUUGUUGAUGCAGCAACUGCUAUUAAAAUAAAUGAUGGUAAAGGUGGACAUUUAUAUCCAAUUAAAGCUGUUAAUGUAUUAAAAGCACAUGGUAAAAGUGUUAGAGAAUCAAAGCUCAUUCAAGGAUAUGCAUUAAAUUGUAUUGUGGCAUCACAAGCUAUGCCCAAAAAAAUAGUAAAUGCUAAAAUAGCAAUAUUAGAUUUUUCACUGCAAAAAACUAAAAUGAAAUUGGGUGUUGAAGUACUUAUUAAUGAUCCAGAAAAAUUAGAAGGUGUACGUCAACGUGAAAUUGAUAUCACCAAAGAAAGAAUUGAGAAAAUAAUAAAUGCUGGUGCAAAUGUUAUUCUAUUAACUGGUGGUAUUGAUGAUCUUUGUCUUAAAUAUUUUGUUGAAUCUGGUGUUAUGGCUGUUAGAAGAUGUAAAAAAGUUGAUUUAAAAAGAAUUGCAAAAGCAACUGGUGCACAAUUUUUAACAUCAUUAACAAAUAUGGAUGGUGAUGAAAGUUUUGAAGCAAGUUAUCUUGGUGAAGCUGCUGAAGUUGUACAAGAAGUUGUUUGUGAUGAUGAAUUACUUCUUAUUAAAGGACCAAAAGCAAGAACAGCAGCAUCAAUAAUCUUACGUGGACCAAAUGAUUAUUAUUGUGAUGAAAUGGAAAGAUCAAUUCACGAUGCACUUUGUGUUGUUAAACGUGUACUUGAAAGUAAAAAUGUUGUUGCUGGUGGUGGCUGUGUUGAAGCAGCACUAUCAAUAUAUUUAGAAAAUUUUGCAACAACAUUAAGCUCACGAGAACAAUUGGCAAUUGCUGAAUUUGCCAAAUCAUUAUUGGUUAUUCCAAAAACCCUGGCUGUUAAUGCUGCACAAGAUUCAACAGAUCUUGUUGCUAAACUUCGUGCUUAUCAUAAUUCAUCACAAACACAAGUUGAACAUGCCAACUUAAAAUGGAUUGGUCUUGAUCUUGUUGAGGGUACUGUAAGAGAUAACAAAAAAGCUGGUAUACUUGAACCAGCAAUAUCAAAAAUUAAAUCACUUAAAUUUGCAACUGAAGCUGCCAUCACAAUUCUUCGUAUUGAUGACAUGAUUAAACUUGAUCCAGAACAAAAAGGAGGUAAAUCUUACAAUGAUGCUAUGGCUGCUGGUGAGCUUGAAGAUUAAUUUUAACAUUAAUUUUCUUUACCCGUUUUUUUUUUUUAUAAAUCAUUCUUUCUGUUAAUGUCAUAUUUUUUUUUUUUUUAUCUUUUUUUUUUUAUAUUAAAAAACACAAUGAUUUAUUUUAAAUUUUCACAAUAUAUUAAUAAUUAAUUACUACUCGCUUGUAUAAAGUAUGAUAAAUACUUCAUCUUGGAAAUAAAAUAA
This is a messenger RNA of Aphidius gifuensis, 2034 nucleotides long. RefSeq names its product T-complex protein 1 subunit alpha-like. The transcript is spliced from 3 exons. The record is from RefSeq and is a predicted model, not a curated record. Gene Ontology annotation, molecular function: ATP binding; ATP-dependent protein folding chaperone; ATP hydrolysis activity. Gene Ontology annotation, cellular component: chaperonin-containing T-complex. The coding region runs from base 160 to 1833 and encodes 557 amino acids. Gene Ontology annotation, biological process: protein folding. Lineage: Eukaryota; Metazoa; Arthropoda; Insecta; Hymenoptera; Braconidae.